This is a messenger RNA of Capronia coronata CBS 617.96, 1119 nucleotides long. Its product is annotated as CK1/CK1/CK1-D protein kinase. Gene Ontology annotation, biological process: peptidyl-serine phosphorylation; signal transduction; endocytosis. Gene Ontology annotation, cellular component: cytoplasm; nucleus. Gene Ontology annotation, molecular function: protein serine/threonine kinase activity; ATP binding. The transcript is spliced from 2 exons. NCBI's taxonomy places the organism in Eukaryota, Fungi, Ascomycota, Eurotiomycetes, Chaetothyriales, Herpotrichiellaceae. The record is from RefSeq and is a predicted model, not a curated record. The coding region runs from base 1 to 1119 and encodes 372 amino acids.
AUGACGACCAUGGAUUUGCGUGUCGGUAACAAGUACCGUAUCGGACGAAAGAUUGGAAGUGGCAGCUUUGGAGAUAUCUAUUUGGGCACGAACAUCAUCUCUGGAGAAGAGAUUGCCAUCAAGCUCGAAUCCGUCAAGGCCAAACACCCCCAGCUCGAGUACGAAGCUCGUGUCUACAAGUCUCUUGCUGGCGGUGUUGGAAUCCCCUUUGUCCGCUGGUUCGGUACGGAAUGUGACUACAACGCCAUGGUUCUCGACCUCCUUGGCCCCAGCUUGGAGGAUUUGUUCAACUUCUGCAACCGAAAGUUCUCACUGAAGACUGUCCUCCUCCUGGCCGACCAGCUCAUCUCCCGCAUCGAAUACAUUCACGCCAAGUCAUUCAUCCAUCGCGAUAUCAAGCCUGACAACUUCCUCAUGGGCAUCGGCAAGCGAGGCAAUCAGGUCAAUGUCAUCGAUUUCGGUCUGGCCAAGAAAUACCGUGACCCCAAGACCCAUUUCCACAUUCCAUACCGUGAGAACAAGAACUUGACCGGAACCGCUCGAUAUGCAUCGAUCAACACUCACUUGGGGGUGGAACAAUCUCGCCGUGACGACAUGGAGUCCUUGGGCUACGUGAUGCUCUACUUCUGCCGCGGCUCUCUUCCAUGGCAAGGCCUUAAGGCUGCCACCAAAAAGCAGAAGUACGACCGCAUCAUGGAGAAGAAGAUGACCACCCCUACCGAGGUUCUCUGCCGUGGCUUCCCCAACGAGUUUGCCAUCUAUCUCAACUACACUCGGUCCCUUCGCUUCGACGACAAGCCUGACUACUCGUACUUGCGAAAGAUCUUCCGCGACUUGUUCGUCCGAGAGUCCUUCCAGUAUGACUACGUGUUCGACUGGACGGUCUACAAAUACCAAAAGAACGCUCAGGCCAUUGCCCAAGCUGCAGGCAACCAGCCGACCCAGGAGGACGAGGAGAAGCCCCGGCGAGCACACAACGGCACCGCCGCCGCCACUGGAGUGCCCACCCCUCAACACAACUCCGCCGCCGGUAAACCAGCCGCCAUCUCGAGCUCUCGACGCAAGGUCAUUGAACGAGGCGCGAGCGGCAACGACCAAGGAGGAAGUGACAGGAUGUGA